Adineta ricciae is the source of this 774-nucleotide messenger RNA. The record is from the annotation of a GenBank genome assembly. Lineage: Eukaryota; Metazoa; Rotifera; Eurotatoria; Adinetida; Adinetidae.
AUGCGAACAAAUCGUCGUAAUACCAACAACAAAAAUGAAAAUAUCACCUAUCUCCUACCGUAUAUCGAUGUGAUGAAGAGAAAUCAGGCCAAAAAAUCUCCGACAAUAACAAUUAACAAGUAUAAUACAAGUCGCGUCCUGACACCACGUCAUCGUUUGAAAAUCGCCACUUGGAAUGUCCGUGCCGGUUUUCAAAUUGGAAGUCGUGAAAUAAUCGUUCGCGAAUUAUAUCGUUAUGGAAUCUCUAUCACUGCACUAUCUGAACUACGGUUAAUAGGAUCAGGAAGUAUGCGUGCCCGAGUCCCAAAUAGCGACGACUAUAUGGUGCUAUGCUACUGUGGUGUUGAGAAACGCAUGGAAGGAGUUAGCUAUGCAGUGGACCGAACAAUAUCUCAAAGUUUAACCGCCUUUCAACCAAUUUCAAGUCGUCUUGCAAUUUUGUCACUCUAUGGAACAAUAAAUAGGCAUAUCAUUGCUGUUUAUGCCCCGACUGAAGUCAGUUCCGACGAGUCCAAAGAUGAAUUGUAUAUAAAAUUGCAGGAGGUAUUAGAUACGCUACCCAGGAAGGACCUGAUUCUCAUUGCUGGCGAUCUUAAUGCACAAGUUGGAAGUAACCGACCAGAUUGGGAAGAUGUACAUGGCAAUUACGGUAUUGGCAACAUGGAUGGCAAUGGUCUACGUUUACUAUCCUUCGCUGCAGCAAAUGAGCUAAUCAUCGGAAACCGUCUAUUUCGCCAUCCACGAAAACUUCACCUAUGGACGUUCGUACAAUGA